Photinus pyralis (common eastern firefly) is the source of this 4947-nucleotide messenger RNA. Its product is annotated as protein still life, isoforms C/SIF type 2-like. Gene Ontology annotation, biological process: small GTPase-mediated signal transduction; positive regulation of axonogenesis; activation of GTPase activity. Lineage: Eukaryota; Metazoa; Arthropoda; Insecta; Coleoptera; Lampyridae. Gene Ontology annotation, molecular function: protein binding; guanyl-nucleotide exchange factor activity. Gene Ontology annotation, cellular component: synapse; membrane. The record is from RefSeq and is a predicted model, not a curated record.
AUUCCUUAGUGUCAAGAAGUGGCUGUUACGGAAAAAACAUCAAAUCGAAUUAGCGAGGAAACGCGGAUGGAAAGGUUACUGGGUUUGCCUGAAGGGGACAACCUUACUGUUUUAUCCCUGCGAUUCGCGAGAGGGACGAUCGGUCGAAGCUGCUCCAAAGCAUCUUAUUAUUGUUGAUGGUGCCAUUAUGCAACCCAUUCCCGAACAUCCCAAGAGAGAUUAUAUUUUUUGUCUUAGUACAGCCUUCGGCGAUGCAUAUCUUUUUCAAGCUCCGUGCCAGGUCGAACUCGAAAAUUGGGUGAAUAGUAUUCAUAGUGCAUGCGCUGCCGCUUUCGCAAGACAUCGAGGAAAGACCGGAACACUUCAUCUUUUACAGGAGGAAAUAUUCCGGCUUGAAAAAGCUAUAGAAACCGAUCACAAGCUAAAACAUAUGGCGGAAUUACAGCAGUCGGUUGUCGGAGAUUCGGAUGCAAGACAACAGCUUGGAAACCAAGUGGUGCAAUGGGAGGAAAACUUGGAGAGACUGCACUGCGAACAAUUUCGCUUACGUUGCUAUAUGGCCAGUUUGCAGAGUGGCGAACUUCCCAAUCCCAAGUCUUUACUUACUCACGUUUCGAGAGACAAGAAUACUCUUAAUAAACUUGGAGUUUUUACGGUUUCCUCGUUUCACGCAUUUAUUUGCGCUAGAAGCCCUUCCCUGCUUAAUAAUCUUCUUGCUGGUAGAGGAGCUACGAAAAGGAGACCGCCUAUGCUUUCCAGAUCUAACAGUGGCUCAAGCAGAAGAUCGCUUCAGAUGAACUCUCGAGAAGAAGCUGAGAAAACUAUCAAAGUUACGGUGCCCGAUUCGGUGACUGUGACUGUAUACGUUAGAGAAGGUAUGUCGGUGGAGGAGUUUCUAACUAGUGCCUGUACGAGAAAAAGUCUCAACCCAACCGAACACUUCGUAAGGGUGAAAAAACGAAGAGAAAUGGAGGAUCAUAAUUAUUUUGUGCCGCAUCGUAGUGAUCUGAUCGAAACUUACUUACACACACAUGAAAUCGUGGAAGUUUGCGCAAAGAUCCUUUACCAAGUGGAACUCUCUCGAAACACCUUGGAACAAAUGUGGGGAUUUAGCGUGGAAGCCGAGCUGGUAGAAAAUGCCGACCGCCAAGAUGAGUUGUGUUGCUACGUCAGUAGGGUGGAGGAUAAGAGCGUCGCAAUGCAAAAUGGUAUUAUAAAAGGUGACGAAAUUAUGGUGAUUAACGGGGCGAUUGUAUCCGAUCUGGACAUGAUGUACCUGGAGAGCGUGUUACAAGAGGAACUCGCGUUGUGUAUGAUGAUGAGGUCUUCCAGAACAGAACCGCCGGAGCUUGUUGGAAUUUUACGCACAACGGAUGAUACUAUCGAAAGUUUAGUUUGUCCACCACCGCCUUCGGAACCGCAAGUGAUCAGUGAAGAGAUGAUAUCAGGUUUGAUCGUCCCUGCGCCCGGUUGGAGCAAGGAACGCUAUGCCACCGAAACGGAAAACACGUUGACCACUUCUGGUACUUCCGCCGACAUGAAAUUUAGCUCUAGAACAAACUCGUUUGAAAUAGAAAACUUAUUGAAAUCUGCAGAACAAGUAACCGGCUUCUGUAGAUCGCCUGCCGAAACACGAAAAUCUAGUCCUACCGGCAGUAUUGUUAGUAAUACGUCACAACCGCCUUCAAGACAACUUAGCGACGUGGAAAAGUUACGAAAAGUAAUUUUGGAGUUAAUCGAUACAGAACGAACUUACGUUAAACAUUUGAACAAUUUAUUAGAAAAUUACUUAGAGCCGUUGAAGCGAGAAACCUUCCUAUCGAAUGCUGAAAUUAACGCUCUCUUUGGAAACAUACAAGAGAUCGUCACAUUUCAAAGGCAGUUCCUACAAAACUUAGAUGAGGCUUUGGAGAUGGAGCCCGACUUCAAUAAAUUCGAGUUUCCUUCGCAAUUUAAGAACAUUUUAUUUUCGAUCGGAAGUGCAUUCUUAUACUACGUCAACCACUUCAAACUAUAUAGUUCUUUUUGUGCGAGUCACAGUAAGGCCCAAAAGGUUCUGCAUCCAAAUGAAGGGAAUCAAGCGCUACAAGAAUUUCUUUCCGCACGCAAUCCUAGGCAGCAGCACUCCUCCACGCUCGAGUCGUACCUAAUAAAGCCCAUUCAACGAAUACUAAAAUACCCCCUGCUCCUCCAGCAGCUGCGUAACUUAACGGAUACAUCAACCGACGAACAUCAACACUUGGUCGAAGCUUUGAAGGGAAUGGAAAAGGUUGCCGAGCACAUUAACGAAAUGCAGAGGAUCCACGAAGAAUACGGCGCCAUUUUUGACCACCUAUUCAGGCAACACCAGAAAUCGUGCAAGCAGCCGAUCGACCUAUCUCCUGGCGACCUUCUGUAUUACGGUGGCGUCGAGUGGCUCAACAUAUCCGAUUUCUUAGGGAAAAUUAAGAAGGGCCUCGAAUUACAUGCGAUGUGCUUCGUUUUUAAAUCGGCCGUUGUGUUCUUAUGCAAAGAGAGACUAAGACAGAAAAAGAAGCUAAUGGGUGGUUCAAGUAAGAGUAACGCUUCUGAGGUGGAAAUUAUAAGGUAUCAAGUUUUGAUACCUGUUACGGAAGUUCAAGUGCGGGCGUCAUCCGCUAAGGAUAUGGAUUCACACUUUUUAUGGGAGCUUAUUCAUUUAAGAAGUCAAUUACAAAGACGACCAGAAAAAGUAUACGUACUUUCUAAUAGCACUGCAGAUUUUAGAAAUGCAUUUUUGAAAACAAUUAGACAAAUCAUUAGGGAAUCCGUUAGAAAUAUGUCAAUACCGGCUACCAAACCAGGAUCAGGACCGGGUAUUCUUCUAGUGUCAACGCACAAAGGCGAAAUGAUAAGUAGCCAAACAUUGGAACGACCAACAAAGCAGACAAUUAUUAUCCAAGGAUCGCAUACUUUGGGUAAAGUGAAAAAGUCGAAAUCUUCUCAGAGGCAUUCGGCGGGUAACAUAGAUUACGACAAUAUAAGUCAGGAGGCGGAUGAACCACCAAGCGGAUCGUUCCGAUCUCGUAGUAAAACUGUGGGGGACGUAGCAGAUCCGCCUAAACGGCCGGAAUCCGAGAAGUGCGAUCCUGGUAUUAAAUCUGAAGGAGAAGACGAUUCCCAAACGGGUAGCUCAAAAGGGAAGACGGGUCUAGGUCGAACACCAAACCAUUUAACGCUAAGCACAACGUCAACUUUAUCGGCCGGUAGUACCGGGAGCCAAGCACGACUAAUCCAAUCUUCACAUCAGCCUGAGAAUUAUCAACCAAUGCAAGUCGAAGAGCUAGGGUCGCCUGUGUGGAAACCAAGAGACAGUAGUUUAGAAGCAACCUGUACCACUCUCCCGCGCAAGGGCAAGGAACCCAGCACGUCCGCGCUCAGCGCUUCGCGUAAGUCUCUCGUAGAUACAAACAGCGGUCUGGAAAUCCACAGUUCAUACAAUAAGUCAUAAACGAGACACCAUAGCACAAUUUAAAACAUCUCUAGUGCCCUUCCUAAUCCUCCAGGAGCCAAGAUUUUUAUCUAGUCAAAACCUAUUCCUAGCAAUUUUGCCUAAGAAAUAAUUCGCGUUAUCAACAUACAAUAGAAAAUUCGUAGGUAUGAAGAAAAAUUAAUUUAUAAUUCGUUAAAGCAUAAGCGUUUUGGGGUACAAAUAGUUAUUAGGAACGACUCAGUAUUACAAAUGAUCCGCAAUUCUUAAACUCGCUUUAAUAUUGCUUUUUUUGCACAUUGAGAUGGUGCCAAAAUUGCCUUUUAUAAACAUUGGCCAAAUUUUUUUAAAGCAAAAUUGUAUGGGUACCUGCACUGCGUCUCGUCUUAUUUUUUUAAGGCAAACUUCUUUCAAAACCAAUCCAAUGCAAUCAUACAGUAGAAAGAAUGGGAAAAAAACUUUUAGAGAGAUCAUAUUAUUAUUAAAUAUAUAAAUUUAGCAAAUAGUUGAUCCGUACGUAGAUUUAAUUACAUAGAUAUAUGUAUUUUUAAAAGAAAUACAUAAUAGUUUUUGAUUUACUUACUAUAUUAUUAUUGAUAGUUUCGUAAUAAGUAUUUACAUGUUAAUAAUUAAUAAAAUAUGUUAUCAAUGUGUUCCUUUAAUCUAUUUCUAUCUCUGUUACAUUGUUCUAUUAAAAGUAUAAGAAUAGGUAAAUUACGCAAAUAUAAAAGAAAAUAAUUUAAUAUUUAUGACUGAGAAUGUUUAUAAAUAAUUUACGUGGAAGAUUCUAUGUUAAAUGAUAGAGAACGUUACCGUAGGAUAACAUAUUGUAUUAAUUUAUGUUGAGCUUUGGUCAUCCUGGCCAAAGAGGAAAAAGUUUUUUGAUCGCACAACUUAUGUUACCUACUACUUAUGUGGAGCAAAAUCUAUUGAAAAUAUCUUGGUGUCUAAAGGACUGUCGCGUGUGAAUGAAAAACACCAAGAUGGCUCAAAUAUAGACGUAUAAUUGCUGUCGUUACCUAAGUUUCGUACUCAUUUUGUGUUCCUUUAGCCAUAGUUUGGUAUUAUUUGCUUACAGGUUUCAAUGCAAAGUGAAAAAUAAAGGGAAUAUCGAACUUAGCCUAAGGUAGAGAUAUGGGUACUUAAAAAUGAAAAGAAACAUCACUAAACAUAACUGUAAUAAUAAAAAUCUGUUUUUUUUUGUAUAAGUUCAAAUUUCAAAAUAUCUAAUGUCGCAAGUUAGAUUUUGCCAGUAUUGAAAGAAGUGCCAAAAAUCCUACGAAACGAAUUAGGUAUUUAGAAUACUAAGUAAAUAUAUGAUAAAUAAUUUUAUGUUACGACACAUCAUUUAGUUUUUAAUCAAAUUGAUUAUCUACUUUAUCUGGUUAUUAGUAAGUAAGCACUUUCUUGUACUUUCUGUAUGUAUGUCAAGUCGACAUUAAUGUGCGUAUGUAUGAAUUUACGGAAAUGGAAAUUUAAAUAAAUACUUGAGAAACUUU